CCGAUUAGCCUGACCACCCUGUCAACCGUUCAGUUGUCGAAAAGGAAACUUCUGAAGGGCAGUUGACAAUUGUCACAUUCAAACAAUCAAAAGAAAUAGACCAAUAGGGAUAGACCAAUAGCAGAUAGGGAAGUAAACAAACACAAAACAAUAGAAGGAUCGAUAGGAAGUACAAACGUGGAAGUUUAAAUAGAGAAAUUACGAUAAUUGAACAUUGAAACUUAUUUAAAUUAACAAAUUAAACUUAUUGUAAGUACACACAACAUUGAAUUACACCAAACAUGGAAAAUAACAUAUAUUUACAUCGAAACAGAUAAAGUUAGAAAACGUUGCACAACAGUCCGACACAGAUAGCGAAAUACACAAAAAAGGACUAUAAAUCUUAAAGCAUUCUCCAACUUAACAACGAGUUUGCUCAAAAGAGUCCCGAAACGCUUGUGGUCACGACUGGGUCGCAACAAUCUUUAAGAUUUAUAUGCGAAUUUAACCUCAAACUCGACGAGCGAUUUAUUGUUCCAAAGACAGUCGAAGUACAUAAUUGCAAUGUCUUUGAGGAAUAAGAGGAAGAGUUUGAUGCGGCAGGUAACCGAAGACGAAGUGGAUGCACGGGAUUGCAUCAUGUGCACGCGACCGAACACUGCAGACCAGUGGAUGGUCCAGUGCGAUGUCUGUUCGAAGUGGAUUCACUUUUCGUGUGCUGGCGUGGAUAAAGGUGUUGAGAACGAGUGCUUCGUCUGUGCAAAAUGUACCACUCCACCUCCACCACCUAGAUCAAAGUCCGGAAAAUCGUCCUCUUCGAGUACUCGUGCUAAGCGAGAGCUCGAACUCCAACGGCUAGCCGAGGAGAAGGCUAUGCGAGAGAAGGGGUUGCAGGAUAAGCUGGAUUUGGAAAAGCAGUUCAUCGAGAAGAAGUACGAGAUUCUGCAAGCGGGAAUUGAUGAAGACGAUGAUGACCGAAGUGGACGGAGCAACCGUAGUGUCCGCAGCGCUCGGAGCACAGUUCAAGGAUGGGUGGAUAAGCAGGAAGAGUUGACCAUGGUCGCCGGUAUCGGAAACAACGAAAUUCCCACCGGAACCACGUCAUCCACUGGAACGCUACCCAAACGAACGUCUGCCCCGAACCAGGAUGACGGCCAAGUAGCUAGCUCUUCUGCGGUUGAUUGUUUUACCAAUCAAAUUCCUGCUGCAUCGUUAGCCCCCAAUACGCACAACGGCGUAGUAACGAGUGGUGCUAUGGUUCAGCAAAGCAUACAACUUCCAGUGCUGCCGAGCUAUCCAGCCUUGCAGAUCUCACCAGUUACAUCCCGUCAGCAGGACCUGCUACCGGUAGUGAGUAUGGUCAUCUCACCUGCGUCAGCAUCCGGCACUCAGGAGUUUUACCGCCCAGUGCAUCAUCAACAGCUGAGUGGUGUUCAACAGCGGCAGCAUGAACGAAGUCUGCAGCAGUUAGAGUGGUAUCCAGCUUCCAGCGCUGCUCUAGCCAGUAGUGCAUCAAUACCAAUUACAAUUAGUAGUAAGACACAGCAGAUAGGUAGGUUCCCUCCGAAUGUACCGCUUCCGAUGGUGAACCAACCGCAGUCGAGUACUAUGAAUAAUUUCUUACCACAUGAUUGUAUAGUUGGUAGUAGUAUAGUAGGUACCACAACACAGUGUGUGAAAGAUUUAAAUACUGGCAGGUAUCCGCCAGUCCUCUCACGUGAGGUCCAUAGUUUGAAUUCUGCUUACAUUCCAUCGAUCCAAAUGUAUACCUCGUCUCAGUCCACCGUUGAUAACGUUCGGAAUCCCGUUAGUACGUUCACGGCAUCAGUGAUUUCUCCACGUUCAUUGUCUAAUCAACAAGGGUUGAGCGUUUCCAGCUAUUCGUAUCCAAUAACCUCGCCGGUAGUUGUUGAUAGAUUAGUGCAAGAAUCACCACGGUUGGGUAUUCCGCAAACUUCUUGUGUUCCGAGUGUUGGUCAGUAUCCUCCUGUAUUCGGUUUAGGCGCACGACAAAGUUUCGCUGCUCCCACAAUUCCUGGUCUUGGUCAACAAGCUACUUCGUGCGCGACAGGUAUUCAGCAGUUCGGGGCAGCAUCAAAUGUCGUACCCGAUUCCAUUCAACCCCAGGUGCCGAUGUUUGGGCCAACAGCGCAACAAAUCGCCGCUAGACACGUUGUUCCGAAAGAUUUGCCAGAGUUCACAGGAGACCCAACGGAAUGGCCACUCUUCGCGAGUAGUUACUACAAUUCUACUGCUAUGUGUGGCUAUUCGGAUGGAGAAAAUCUGAUGAGGCUACAACGUUGCCUCAAGGGUAAACCACGGGAAGCUGUUCGAUGUCACCUACUUCAUCCAUCGUCCGUGCCGCAGAUAAUGGCGACGCUGCACACUCUCUAUGGUCGGCCGGAAUUGAUAGUUCGGUGUCUUCUUAAUAAGGUUCACUCUACGCCUGCUCCCAAAGCGGAUAAGUUGGAAAGCUUAGUAAACUUCGGACUCGUCGUGCAGAACCUAUGCAGUCAUCUCCAAUCGAUGGGAAUGGAAGCCCAUUUGUCGAACCCUACUCUACUCGAAGAGCUGGUGGACAAAUUGCCAGCCAACAUAAAAUUAGAUUGGGGUCUGUAUCAACGUCAACUGUUUGUGGUGGACAUGAGAGCAUUCGGGGAUUACAUGUCAACGAUCGUUUCUGCCGCCAGUAAGGUCACACUUUGGACGGAGGCAGGGAGAUCUGAUAAGCAGAAAGGAAAGGAAAAAGGUUUCCUGAACGCACAUUCCACCGAAGAAGCUACGAAGCACGAACAACGUGAGGAGCAAAAGUGGAAUAGCAGUGGAACCCCGAAGGUUAUCGAAAGACCGAAGCCAUGUCUGGUGUGCAAAAAGGAGGGUCAUAAAGUAAAGGAUUGUCGCAGUUUUCUUAGUGCAAACAUUGAGAAUCGAUGGAAAUUGGUUCAGCAAACGAACGUGUGCAGGCGCUGUUUGAUCCCGCAUGGUAAGUGGCCAUGUAAAGCCACAUUAUGCGGAAUGAAUGGUUGUGAACUACGUCACCACAAAUUGCUUCACCCUGGGAGACCAGAAGCAUCAUCAAAUCCAAGGAUUCCACCAUCAACGACUACCACAGGCACAAUUAACCUCCAUCGACUACAGCCACGUCCUACCCUUUUUCGAGUUCUCCCAGUCACCAUUUAUGGAAAAGACUCGUCAGUGACUACGUUAGCGUUCCUCGAUGAUGGAUCAUCCUUUACAUUGGUCGAGCAGGAGCUUGCGAAAGAGCUUGGUGUUACAGGCGAGGCUGAACCGCUUUGUCUACAGUGGACCAGUGGCAUAAAACGAAUCGAAGCGAAGUCACAGUCAAUUCAAUUGCAAAUCGCUGGUGUAAACGACAAUAGACAGCAUGCUUUGAACGACGUACGUACAGUGGAGAAGCUUGAUCUUCCACCGCAGUCCCUGCGAUAUCCAGAGUUAGCAGAAAAGUAUGAGUACUUGAAAGGUCUACCAGUAGCGAGUUAUGACAGAGCAGUUCCUCGAAUCCUUAUCGGAGUGGACAAUGCCAGUUUGCUGGUCACUUUGAAGAAAAGGGAAGGAAAGACGUACGAACCUGUUGCCACUAAAACAAGGCUUGGUUGGACAAUUUUCGGAACAGUGGAAGGCUUCAAGGGCACGCUUGAGCAGCGACAUCUUCACAUCUGUGCUCGGUCGACCGAUCAAGAGUUGCACGAUACCGUAAAAGAAUUCUUCUCCGUUGAGAGUAUAUGCGUUGCCGUUGUACCAGAGGUAGAAGGAGAGGACGAUCGUCGUGCUCGAGAGAUUUUGAGCGAAACCACCAUCCGAACUUCAACUGGAAGAUUUCAGACGGGUCUGCUUUGGAAGCACGACUACGUUGAAUUCCCCGACAGUCGGGAUAUGGCAGAGCAGCGGUUGAAAUGUCUCGAGCGAAGGCUGGCGAAGAAUCCGAAAUUGUAUAGUAACAUUAACCAGCAGGUAGUCGACUAUCAGCAUAAGGGUUAUGCACACAAAUUGUCGAGAGAAGAGUCAGUCAACAGUGACCCUAGACGGGUGUGGUAUUUACCAUUGGGAGUAGUGUUGAAUCCCAAUAAACCGGAGAAGAUACGAGUCAUCUGGGAUGCCGCGGCCAAGGUAGAGGGAGUAUCAUUCAACUCUAUGCUGCUGAAGGGCCCGGAUCUGCUGACUUCGCUCACAGUGGUGCUAUAUCGCUUCCGACAACGUCAAAUUGCCAUUGCAGGAGACAUCAAAGAGAUGUUUCAUCAGAUACAGAUUCGGCGUGAAGAUCGGCAGGCGCAGAGAUUCCUGUGGCGAGAUGAACCAGGAAAGCCAGCUCAAGAGUACGUCAUGGACGUUGCGACCUUUGGAUCGACGUGUUCGCCAUGUUCGGCUCAUUACGUCAAAAACAAGAACGCCGAGGAGUGGAAACAUCAGUUCCCAAAAGCGGCUGCAGCUAUCAUCGAAAACCACUACGUGGAUGACUACCUCGACAGCCUAGACACGGACGAAGAGGCCGUGGAGUUAGCGCUUGAGGUGAAAAAAGUUCACGCUAAAGCCGGUUUUGAAAUCCGGAACUGGUUGUCGAAUUCGGAAUUGGUCACUCGACGGGUCGGGGACUCAAGCCAGCAGAUCACGAAAAAUUUCAUGGCUGACAAAGGAACGAGUACUGAGAAGGUACUCGGAAUGGUGUGGAAGCCGAAGGAAGAUACAUUCACAUUCGCAGUCAAAUUUCGAGAAGAUGUCCAAUUGCUGAUCAAUGGAACGAGCGCACCGACUAAACGCCAAGUUUUACGGGUGGUUAUGAGUAUUUUCGAUCCUCUUGGAAUAGUAGCUGCAUUCGUGAUUCAUGGGAAGUGUCUGAUCCAGGAUAUAUGGCGUACCGGUAUUGGCUGGGAUGAAGCAAUCCCCGGAGAACUACAUGACACUUGGCGACGCUGGGUAGAAGUUCUUCACAGUUUGAGUCGAAUCGGAAUACCAAGGUGUUAUUUCCCGGGUUACAGUUCCAGCAGUUUGCCGAGCCUUGAACUACAUGUCUUCGUAGACGCAAGCGAAGCGGCCUACGCUUGCGUCGCCUAUUUCCGGAUGGUAGACCAUGGCCAGGUUCGAUGCUCGCUCGUUGCAGCUAAAACUAAGGUGGCUCCACUGAAGCCUAUGUCGGUACCACGGCUAGAACUUCAGGCGGCGGUUAUUGGCGCUCGUCUGAUGAAGUCCAUACAGCAAAGUCAUACGCUGCCGAUCUAUCGACGCGUCAUUUGGAGCGAUUCUAGGACGGUCCUUUCAUGGGUAAGAUCUGAUCAACGGAAGUACCGUCAGUUUGUCGCUUUCCGAGUAUCCGAAAUCCUGGAUGAAACAAGCUUGGACGAGUGGAGGUGGGUGCCCACACGUCUUAAUGUAGCAGAUGAGGCUACUAAGUGGGGGAAAGGGCCCAACUUCCAGAAGGACAGUCGGUGGUUUUGUGGCCCGGAGUAUCUUUACGCAGAUGAAUCAGAGUGGCCAAAUCAAGAUCUACCGACAUCUGACACAGUAGAAGAACUGCGUCCAGUCUACGUUGCAAACCAGCACCAUCGGGCGCCGGUUGAAACUACAGUUGAUUACAGGAGAUUUUCCAAACUCGAGCGUUUAUUAAGAGCCAUUGGUUAUGUUCGGCGUUUCAGUGCAAUAACGAAGAAGAAAUACGACGCAGAAAUAACCUGUUCCCCAGUACUUUCUCGACAGGAAAUCUUGGAAGCUGAGUUGACAGUAUGGCGGUGGGUGCAAGCAGAAUCUUAUCCUGAUGAGCUAACAAUCCUGCGGGGAAACGAGCAGUUGCAACCACAUGAGCGCAGAAAAUUGGAAAAAUGUAGUCAACUUCGGAAGCUGUCUCCGUUUAUCGACGCCAAUGGCGUAUUGAGAAUAGAUGGGCGACUCAGCAAUGCAUCGCAUACCACAUAUGAUGCGAAAUUCCCGGUGAUUCUGCCUAAGGACCACCGUUUCACGGAGCUGCUUGUUGAAUGGUAUCAUCGGCGGUAUGCACACGGGAACGGCCAAACAGUACUCAACGAGAUGCGACAGAAGUUCCAUAUAUCCUGCCUACGGACAUUAAUUCGAAGAGUUGCGAAGCAGUGCCGGUGGUGUGCUGUCUACCGAUCCACCCCAAGGGUUCCUAGGAUGGCUCCACUCCCCGAAGUCAGGGUAACCCCUUACGUUCGUGCCUUCACCUUCAUCGGUGUGGACUACUGUGGUCCCUUUCCGAUACGAUCAGGAAGAAGUGAGGUGAAAACCUGGGUGAUGCUGAUUACCUGUUUGACUGUUCGUGCCGUGCACUUGGAAUCAGUCGGUAGCUUGUCAACAGAAGCAUGCAAGCUAGCCAUUCGACGGUUUAUAGCCUGGCGAGGUGCACCGCAGGAGAUCUACAGCGACCAGGGCACAAAUUUCAUUGGUGCAAGCAGGGAGUUACGAGAGGAAAUUGCGAACAUCAACAGAUCAAUGGCAGGAACUUUCACCAAUAGUGAGACGCAAUGGCACUUCAAUCCGCCUGCCGCCCCUCACAUGGGCGGAGUUUGGGAGCGCUUAGUGCGUUCUGUGAAGACAGCUUUACGAACUAUCUCUACCAUCAAGAAGCCGAAUGAUGAGACAUUCCGUACGUUCCUGGCUGAAGCUGCAUCGAUUGUCAACUCAAGACCAUUGACUUACGUGCCUUUGGAGACAGAGGACGGCGAGGCGCUAACGCCUAACCACUUCAUGAUGUUGAGUUCCAGUGGCGUAGUCCAGCCAACAAAGCCCAUAGGUACCGGGAAAGCUCUUAGAACCAACUGGGAUACGAUUCAAAAUCUCUUGGACCAGUUCUGGCUAAAGUGGAUCAAGGAGUAUCUUCCAUCCAUCAACUGCCGUUCCAAGUGGCUUACGGACUCUAAACCUGUUCAACCAGGAGAUUUGGUGUUAUUGGUUAACAAAGAAUCGCGCAAUGGUUGGGUACGAGGCAGGGUUGUGAAGGUCUACAAGGGAAAGGACGGCAGAGUUCGGAGUGUAGAUGUUCAGACGGUAAAUGGCGUGCUACAGAGACCGGUUACUGGACUGGCAGUGCUUGAGGUGCUGAAUGAUGGUACAGCUGGAAGGGAUGUCCAGCAAUACGGGUCGGGGAUUGUUGGGGAAACCGAUUAG
Toxorhynchites rutilus septentrionalis is the source of this 7113-nucleotide messenger RNA. RefSeq lists its product as uncharacterized. The record is from RefSeq and is a predicted model, not a curated record. Bases 544 to 7113 code for a protein of 2189 amino acids. Gene Ontology annotation, molecular function: nucleic acid binding; zinc ion binding. The transcript is spliced from 2 exons. Lineage: Eukaryota; Metazoa; Arthropoda; Insecta; Diptera; Culicidae. Gene Ontology annotation, biological process: DNA integration.